CUGACACGAAGCCAUGCUAACAUCGACACCAAAAUAACAUAGUAAAAUAGGUUGGCUAACGUUGCUGCACCAGCUAGACCGAAUGUUACCAACCACAAAUUCAUUUCGUCCGCAGGCUGUCUUGGAGUUUGUUGAUGUAAGGAGAUUGUGGAAAAGUGAUGCAUUUAAACACAAUGCCGGCGACAGGAAUAAGGAAUAAGACCAAAGUCAGUUUGUGUGUUUUGAAAACAGGCCUGAUGGUUGCCAGUGGGUUGGGAAGAAGACCCGAGGAGUGAGAUCCAACAUCCUGUAAACAGAGGGCCAUGCAUGUUGCACUGCGACCACGCAGUGGUUGCCUGGUGCUCUGUCUGUGCCUCUCGAUGUUCACCCUGCUGCUGCAGAGCCUCUGGGUGCCACUUGAGACGACCAAGGAUGAACCUGCUGGGAGGUCACCUGAGGAACAAGGUCAGCGUGGGCUCGGCAUUCGCAGGCUGGCUCUUCGCUUGGAGGCUUUGAGUACUCAGGUGCAGAGGCUUAGCAGAGAGAGAGAUGUCCCCCAGCUGACCAGAGAGGAUAUCAGUCUGUUGCUGCAGAGCUUUAGAAAGGACCAGCAAGGCUUAGCCCAUUUGGUGGAGAGGGAGCUGAAGAGAGUGUCUCAGAGGCUUGACCAACUAAGCCGUCAUCAGCACCAUCACCAUUCCCAUCAGUCUCACGUACCAUCCCGAAAUGAUGUCCUCAGACUACACACAGGGCCCAAUGAGAAGUGUGAGGUGCCAAUGGAUCGUGCGUAUCCGGUGUGUGCGGAGAAAGUGGAGUUCCUGCGGACCCGUUGGCAGUCAGACCCAUGUUAUGCCUUUUAUGGGGUGGAUGGUACCACAUGCUCCAUAUUGACAUACCUUAGCCAAAUAGAGGACUUUUGUCCCCCUCGUCUUGGAAGAAACCAAUCUGCGCUGCCAUGGCACCAAAAACCUCACUCCUACACAGAAAAGGCUGAGAUACGUACAACUCUGAGCCAACUACAUUGGGUCAUCGGCAACAACAGUGGCGCUGCCGUAAACUUCAUCCAGUCCAGAGUGGAAAGGAUGUCUAAACGGUGGAUACAGGCUGCUCUGAGGAUGAGGCGGAGCAGCAGCAAGACAGCCUCGACCCAGAUGAGGGUGCUGCUUUAUCCCGGGGCCCUGGCUGGGAGUGUUGGCCAGCGUUUUGAGGCCCUGGUGGACAGAGGGGGUCCUCUAGGGGAGCUGGUCCAGUGGGCUGACCUCAGCGUCUGUCUGACAAUCCUGGGCCACAAUCUAACGUUCAGCACCUCACAGCAACAACUCCACAGUCUGGUAGGUGCUGCGCCAGGCCGAGGCAGUUGUCCAAUCCAGAGGCCUCUGACCUAUGACCUCAUCUACACUGACUACCAUGGUCUUGCUCAUCUUCAAGGUGCCAUGGGACUGGCUUUCCUGCAUUACCAGUGUCGCUUCAGAAUCCUGGACUCUUUUGGCACUGAACCAGCCUUUAACUUGGGGAGUUAUGCGAAUAGUCAUGGAUAUAAAACACUGUGGGGCAGCUGGGGUCUGCAACCUCUGCAGUACAUGACCAUGUUCCCUCAUACUCCUGAUAACUCCUUCCUGGGCUUUGUGAGCGAGGAGACGAGGGUGGAAGAGCUGGAGCCAGACACCUACAGAAAAGACAGGAUAGCAGUUGUCUAUGGCAAACAGGACUACAUGUGGCAGGGCAAAUCGGAGUAUGUGGAGGUGAUCAGUGAAGAGCUGGAGACCCACGCUACAGUCUACCAGCCUCCAGGACUCACCUCUAAUUUGCCCAGCUUCAUCAGAAACCACGGCCUGCUGAGUCAGGAACACUUCCUACGACUUCUCCGAAGAGCCAAGGUGUUUGUAGGUCUUGGGUUCCCCUAUGAGGGUCCAGCUCCCAUUGAGGCAAUAGCACUGGGCUGUGUCUUCCUUCAGCCACGAUUUGACCCACCACACUCAUCAGACAACAAUGACUUCUACAAAGGCAAGCCCACAACAAGACAGAUCUCCUCCCAGCACCCUUAUGCUGAGAAAUUCAUUGGCAAACCCCACGUGUGGACUGUAGAUGUGACCAACAAGACUGAAGUCCGGGAGGCUAUCAGAGCCAUUCUUCGCACAGAGUUGAAGCCUUUCAUUCCUCGAGAGUUCACAUGCGAGGGAAUGCUGGAGAGGGUUCGCAGUUAUAUCGCUCACCAGAAUUUCUGCAGUAAAUCUGUCCCUACUUGGCCACCAGAAAGCACUCUAAGGGUGCACCUGGGUCCGCUGGGUCAGUCAUGUGUCAGUGUGUGUCGACAGUCCUCCCUAGUGUGUGAGCCAGCUCUGUUUCCCAACCUAAACAGUCCUGCUGCAUUCGCCAGACUCAAGAUAGGUUGCACCAGCAUGGAGCUGGAAGUCAACCACCUGUUUCCGUCCUACAGCCCUUGGGGUAGACACUGUGGCCUUCAGCAGAACCCUCUGCUGUUCAGUUGUGCCGGCUCCGACCCCUCUUACCGCAGACUGUGUCCCUGCCGAGCUCACCUGCCUGGACAGGUGGCACUGUGCCCCGACUGCCUCUAAACAACACUGUGAGAGAACUCAGGAAAUAGGGGGAAAGGGAAGAUGAAAACGGUAAGAUGAAGAAUUGAUCUCAACCAAAGAGAAACAGCUGAUCUGCCAAUGCUAUUAAAAGCUUUGUGGUCUACAAGCCGAGGUUGAAAGAUAGUAGACUGAGUAUCUGUGUUACUAAUUUGUGCCAUUCUAUAACUUUAAUAAUCCCAGUAACCAUACCUGGCAUUUAGUUUUUCACAACAAUUGUACUUAUGUUGUGCAAAGUGGGUAGUUUAUUUAUGUAAAAAUGCAGGGUGCAUCCACUUUCUAGAUUUGUCCAACGCGUUUGUUAUGGACUAUACUUUUUGUUUUAUUUUUUCAUGACAGUCAUUACUCAGGUACCAAAAAUGAAUGAUUGUCAUUUCAUAUGGGUUUUAGGUGUUGAAGGGUGAUAAAUUCAAGGCCUGGUGUCUUGUGGUGCAGAAUGAAAUCACUCUUGUUUCAAAGCUUUUUGUUAAUCCCUUCAGCAAAACAGUCUUUAAAAAAAGGCAAUAUUCACUUUUGGGAAAAUAUAAGUUUAAAGUGGCACUU
This is a messenger RNA of Etheostoma cragini (Arkansas darter), 3116 nucleotides long. RefSeq names its product alpha-1,6-mannosylglycoprotein 6-beta-N-acetylglucosaminyltransferase B-like. NCBI's taxonomy places the organism in Eukaryota, Metazoa, Chordata, Actinopteri, Perciformes, Percidae. Gene Ontology annotation, molecular function: alpha-1,6-mannosylglycoprotein 6-beta-N-acetylglucosaminyltransferase activity. The coding region runs from base 303 to 2555 and encodes 750 amino acids. The record is from RefSeq and is a predicted model, not a curated record. Gene Ontology annotation, biological process: protein N-linked glycosylation. The transcript is spliced from 20 exons. Gene Ontology annotation, cellular component: Golgi apparatus.